Molecule: messenger RNA, 1651 nt
Organism: Gallus gallus (chicken)
Lineage: Eukaryota; Metazoa; Chordata; Aves; Galliformes; Phasianidae
Gene: MTRF1L
Product: mitochondrial translational release factor 1 like
Exons: 7
Coding region: 75-1259 (394 amino acids)
Biological process (GO): translational termination
Molecular function (GO): translation release factor activity
Source: RefSeq, a predicted model, not a curated record
GAGCGCCUUCGGCUACCUCCGGCGCGGUGGGCUGCCGAAAGGAGGGUUGAGUGCACGGUGCGGUCCUCGGCGGUAUGGGGCUACUCUUGCGAGCUCUCCGCGCGGCCCGAAGUUGCCGGGCAAUCGCAUUGCCUGCCUUCAACUACGAAGAGGUGUCCGGCAGGGGCGGCGCGGCGGCAGUACGUCCGCAGCAGCCGCGGCGUGGGCUGAGCGCCCGGCCUCGCUUAGACGAACUGUUUGCUAUCCCUUCCUUAAGCCGCCUCCUGAAGGCGCGGGUGCAGGGCGAGGCCAGGCCGGAGCUGGCGGCGCGGAUCCAGCGGCUGCGUGACAAGGAACGGGAGCUGCAAGACACGCGGGAGCUGGCACUACAAGAUGAGAGUGAAGAUCUGCGGAAGCUUGCAGAAAGGGAAAUCGUUUCCUGUGAAGAAGAGAUAGCUGAACUGAAACACCAGAUAGUAUUGCUUUUGAUUCCUUCAGAAGAAACAGACAACAGUGAUCUUGUCAUGGAAGUAACUGCUGGAGUUGGAGGACAGGAAGCGAUGCUGUUCACUUCAGAGAUAUUUGAUAUGUAUCGACGAUACGCUGCCUAUAAGAAGUGGAAAUUUGAAAUAUUAGAAUAUUUUCCCAGUGAAAUAGGUGGCCUAAGACAUGCGGUUGCCAGUAUAGCCGGCCUUGAUGCUUACAAGUACAUGAAAUUUGAAGGAGGCGUGCAUCGUGUUCAGCGGGUGCCAAAGACAGAAAAACAAGGGCGCAUUCACACCAGCACAAUGACUGUUGCAAUAUUACCCCAACCCACUGAGAUGGAGCUGAAAAUUAAUCCAAAAGAUUUGCGAAUAGAAACGAAGAGAGCUAGUGGAGCUGGAGGGCAGCAUGUCAAUACCACAGACAGUGCUGUACGGAUAGUUCAUAUUCCAACAGGGGUCACAUCUGAAUGUCAGCAAGAAAGAUCUCAAAUUAGAAACAAAGAGAAGGCUAUGCAAAUGCUUUGUGCUAAACUGUACAACAUCAAACUAGAAGAAGAAAACAAAAAGAGAAACAGUGCUCGAAAGAUUCAAAUUGGAACUAAAGGAAGAUCGGAGAAGAUCAGAACAUACAACUUCCCCCAGGACCGGAUUACUGAUCACAGGAUAAGCAGAUCAGUGCAUCAUACUGAGUGCUUCAUGUUAGGGGAAGAAAUGCUAGAUGAAAUGAUAAAAACUCUGAAGGAAUACGCUGAUUAUGAAUCUUUAAUGGAAAUUAUUUCAGAACAUGAAAAAUGAAUCUUGCUCUUUGUCAAGCCAUGUCUGCAGGUAUAGAUACUCACCUGCAAAAGAACUUCUUGGAGCACCAUUCAGAGGACAGAACUGCUUUUCAAACAGUGAAAGCUGGUAUCUGCAGGACUGAUAAACAGUAUUCUUACUUGUUGAGUAAAACACCUUGUUGCUGCUGCAGUGCGCUUAAAGUAAAUUUGACUGGGCCAGAUGUAACUUCUCCACUGAGAAGAUACUGAUACACCACUCUGAAAAGGUAUGCAUUGAAAAUGAGCUAUUUCUAGUUCCAAGUCUUGUUCAAAUAGUAGUUUCAACAUCACCAGUGUCAAAUGGCUUAGUCAAGAUAACAAAAAAAAAUGGUAUUUUGUUUAGUAAUACAAAGAAAAUGAUAAAUGAACGCA